AUGGCCGGGUCGCAGUUGAAACGGUUGAAGUUAGCUCUUAAGGAGAAAGGUUUGAUAGGGCAAACCAACUCUGCUUCCAAAAAGGCCAAGAAAUCUAAAACGAGUAGAAGGAAUGAAGUAGAUAGAGAUGAGCGGCAAGCUAAUCUUUCGGAUAUUAGGCUGCAGUUUAAUACCUUUGACCUGAAAAUCAAUAGGACUAAGCAUGAUAUAACUAUUACACAAGGUGGUGAAUUUGUCACUGUUGGUUCGAAGCAGCACAAUGCUUAUACGGCGAAAAAUGGUGCGAUGCAAAGGCAAAUGAAGAUGCAAUAUGAUUUGGAAAAAAAGAAACGGAACAAGACUGGUGGGGUAUUGGAUAGACGAUUUGGUGAGAAUGAUUCUCAUUUGUCGCAGGAGGAGAAAAUGUUGGCUCGGUUUACGCGGGAGAGACAAGCUGCGUUGGGCAAAAAACGCGGUUUAUACUCAUUAGAAAGUGAUGAUGAUAAUGAUGAAGGUGAGGACAAUGGGCAAGAUUCUGGAUUUCAACUAACACAUAGUGGACAGGCAUUGUCAUUGGACGAUGACAGUGAUAAUAUUGUUAGGUACGUUGACGAGGAUCAAGCUAUAGAAGAGCCCAAGAGGAAGAAGAGUAAAAAUGAAGUAAUGAAGGAAAUUAUUGCAAAGUCCAAGUAUUAUAAACAACAGAGACAACAAAAUCUUGCAAAAACACAUGAACAAAUAGACGAAUUGAAUGAGGAUUUUGAUAGUAUCAUGGAUGAUCUAAGGGAAUCCCAGCCUAAGAAACUGCAGUUUUCUACAAAAACACCCGAAAAUAUCGAAUAUGAUAGCAAGGUGAGGGAGUUGGUUUAUGAUAGAAGAGCCGUGCCCGCUGAUAGGACCAAGACCGAGGAGGAACUACUCAAGGAACAUGAAGAAAAGAAAAAGAAAUUAGAACAGGAUAGACUAAAGAGAAUGGAAGGGUUUGUUACCGACCGAGACGCUGAAGGGGAUGAUUUGGAUGAUGUUGAGAAGGUGUUCUGGGGUAGUGGUGAUAGUGAGGAUGAAGGAGAAGGAGAAGGAGAAGGAGAAGACGAAGGCGAAGGAUUUACUAUUGAAGAGGAUGGUGCAAAGAAGGAACUAGAAGAGGGAGGAAAGGUGGAUACGGAAGGCCAAGCUAGGCCAGGAUCUAAAAAAACACCUCCUAUGAUUAUGCCAACAUCCAGUGAGGAGUUCAUAGGUCAUAUGUCUACUCUCCCAUUUGAACAACAAUUAACCUACAUCAAAGGGAUUUGUGAUACGUAUAAACCAAAUUUGGCUAUUGGCAACAAGGAGAAAAUGAAUCAAUUUGUUAGUAUAUUAUUUGAAUAUGUGCUUCAUUUAUCUAACCAAUUCCAGCCAUUUCAACCGAUUUUGAAAAUUUUGAAAAAAUUGAGUUUGUCAUAUAAUGAGCAAUUGGUAGAAACAAUGAGACAAUAUAUACUGGAGAUUGAAUUGAGAACCAAAAGCGAUUUGGAUGCGUUGAGGCCAUCAGAUUUGGUAUUUUUCUUAAUUGUUGCUUACUUGUUCUCGACAUCCGAUCAUUACCAUUUGAUAGUUACGCCUUGUCUUAUCUUGAUGAAUCAAAUCUUGAGUCACAUCAUGUAUAAUCUGGACAUUCGUUUAGAGGACUUGGCAAAGGGAGUAUUUUUAGUCGACGUACUACUCACGUACCAAAGGUUUAGUAAGAGAUUUGAUCCUGAAGUUGUCAACUAUAUUGAAUUUUCCAUGGUUAAUUUAAUUCCAGAACCAGAAUUAUUCAAUUUUGAAGACUCUUUAUCAUUGCAAAAAUCCACGGGGAAAUUGAAUAUUGCCAAAUCACAUAAAUAUCAAGUAGGAGAAGGAGAAGGAGAAGACCACCAAAUUUCACUUUCGGAAAUCUUUAACAAUUGCGACUCGCUUCAACUAAAAUCCAAGCUCAUUGUUAAACUUGUCACAAUAAUUGAUAAAUGCAUAUCAUUGUGGCGAGACAAGAGUUCCUCGAUUGAACUUCUUGAAUCAUUCAUACAGCUUCUUAAACAUUUUUCAAGAUAUACUUCACUAACAUCGCCAUUCCUCGUGAAGUCAUCUAAGCUCCUCAAAGCAGCUCUUGACUCAAGACGUCCACUUGAAUUACAACACCAUAGAUCUUUAGGUAUUGCAACUUAUGCGCCUAAAUUCGAAGAGAAUUUCAACCCCGACAAGAAAUCUUAUGAUACUAAUAUCGAACGCCAACAACUCGCCAAAGUUAAGUCACAAUUGAAGAAGGAACAGAAAGCAGCACUUAAGGAUAUACGAUACGAGAACAGGUUUCUUGCAAGAGAACAAAUUGAAGAGAAAAAAUCAAUGUAUGAUGAAUAUCAUCGGAAAAUGGCCAAGAUUGUUAAUUCUAUUCAAUCUGAAGAAGGAGCAGAAAGAAACCAAUAUGAAAGAGAAAAGAAACAGAGGAAGAAUAAAAAGUAA
Messenger RNA from Lodderomyces oxycetoniae, 2457 nucleotides. It is a transcript of the gene NOP14, whose product is annotated as snoRNA-binding rRNA-processing protein. Bases 1 to 2457 code for a protein of 818 amino acids. Gene Ontology annotation, biological process: maturation of SSU-rRNA. The record is from RefSeq and is a predicted model, not a curated record. Gene Ontology annotation, cellular component: nucleolus; Noc4p-Nop14p complex; small-subunit processome. NCBI's taxonomy places the organism in Eukaryota, Fungi, Ascomycota, Pichiomycetes, Serinales, Debaryomycetaceae. The transcript has a single exon.